Messenger RNA from Leptosomus discolor (cuckoo roller), 1064 nucleotides. The record is from RefSeq and is a predicted model, not a curated record. Lineage: Eukaryota; Metazoa; Chordata; Aves; Leptosomiformes; Leptosomidae.
GCCUGGUAGAUGCACAUACACACCCAGUGUGGGCUGGUGAUAGGGUGCAUGAGUUUGCAAUGAAGCUGGCAGGUGCGUCCUACAUGGAGAUCCACCAGGCUGGGGGAGGAAUACAUUUUACUGUGGAACACACUCGGGAGGCCACAGAAGAGGAGCUGUUCAAUACUUUCAAACACCGACUCGAACGCAUGCGCAGAGCAGGUUCUACGUUGGUUGAGUGCAAGAGUGGAUAUGGCUUAAACUUAGAAACAGAGCUUAAAAUGCUCAGGGUGAUCGAACGCGCUAAGCAGUCCGUGGAUAUUGGCAUUUCUUCAACGUACUGCGGAGCUCAUUCUGUGCCGAAAGGGAAAACUGCUGCUGAAGCCGCAGAUGACAUUAUCAAUAACCAUCUCCCUAAACUGAAAGAACUUAAACUAAGUGGUGAAAUACAUGUUGACAAUAUCGAUGUGUUCUGUGAGAAGGGAGUCUUUGAUUUGGAGUCUACCAGGAGAAUUCUUCAAGCUGGAAAAGAUAUAGGGUUACAGAUUAACUUCCAUGGCGAUGAACUGCAUCCGAUGAAAUCUGCUGAGCUUGGAGCUGAACUGGGAGCCCGAGCUAUCAGCCACCUGGAAGAAGUUAGUGAUGAAGGUAUCAAGGCGAUGGCGAGAGCUAAGUGCGCUGCUGUCCUCUUACCGACAACUGCCUACAUGCUAAGACUGAAGCAACCUCAAGCUAGAAGAAUGUUAGAAGAAGGAGUUAUAGUUGCUCUUGGCAGUGACUUUAAUCCUAAUGCAUACUGUUUUUCAAUGCCUAUGGUGAUGCAUCUGGCCUGUGUAAACAUGAAGAUGUCAAUGAAUGAGGCACUAGCAGCUGCCACCAUUAAUGCGGCUUAUGCACUAGGAAAAUCGGACACGCAAGGCUCCAUAGAGACCGGCAAGCAGGGGGAUCUUGUUAUCAUAAAUUCAUCAAGGUGGGAGCACUUGAUUUACCAGUUUGGGGGACAUGAAGCAUUGAUCAACUACGUUAUAAUUAAAGGAAAAGUCAUCUAUCAAAAUGAGAGGUGUGGGACAAUGAGCAGUUACUGA